GUUCAUAGCCCAGGCACUAGUAGUUUCACUGAAUACUUACCUAGGUAGGUAGCAUUAACUCUUAUUACCUAACCAAGUACCUACAACCUGGGUAAGAUAGAUGGCUUCGUUUUCUUCAAGCCUCUUGCAAGGGACAAUCUGAAAUCAUGGUGACUAUAACUAGAGAUUCGGUGAUUAUACCACAUCUUCCUAGCCAGUUCUUUAUAUUCUUCAUUUAUACGCGCACACAAUGAAGUUAGGGGUGAAGACGAAGUAAGGGGUAGAAUCCCUUCAUACCCUACGAAGCAACAUAAAUUGAUCAAUUACCUAGGUACCUAUCUCUCAUCUCUCGGACUCAAUUUCUACGAUGAACUCAAUGCGAUUCAAAAUGUCUUCUAGAAUUAAUACGAUACUUAUCAUCGGUGCCACCGCUGGCAUUGGUGAAGCCUUUGCUCGCCGAUUUCAUAGUAUGGGAAAGAAAGUAAUCAGCACAGGUCGAAACCAAGACAAAUUGAAGGAAAUGGCUAAGGAAUUGCCUGGGCUCGAAACACGCCAGUUCGAUAUAUCGGACCUGGCUACUCUUCCUACCAAUGUUGAUGGCACCCUCAAGGAUUUCCCUUCUCUUGACACCGUCUUGAUUACAGCGGGAACCCAACUCUCCUAUAAUCUAUUUGAUCCAUCCUUGGUGACAUCCGAGGAGAUCAAUGCUGAGAUUACGAUGAAUCUAACAGCACCUAUUCUUCUCAUCCGCCUCUUCUCACCACACCUUCUUCAGCUAGCUAGGAAUGGGACUAAAACAACCCUGUUCAUGACCAGCUCAUCUCUUGCUUACGUCCCAUUGAGCUUCUAUCCAACGUACGCAGCAGCAAAAGCUGGCGUCCGGGCGAUAAUGAAAAUACUGCGACAGCAACUUGGGUUUAAUCCAAAUGGGAAAAACAUGCGCGUAGUUGAGAUUGUACCUCCUUAUACGGACACGGGUCUUGACAAGGCACAUCGAGAAGCAACAAUUGCCAUGCAGGGUGCUCCCGACAAAGCAUUCCCAUCAAUGCCCUUGGGCGAGUUUGUCACCAAGUUCUUCGAUAGUUUGGAGCAGCCUGGUCCUGAUGAGGAGAUUAAGAAGGAAACAGGCGUGGGAUCUGGUGAGAUAGGCGUCAAUACGUGGCGCAACAGCUUUGGAAAGAUGUAUGAACAGAUGGAUAUAGCGACUUAAGUACAAUUUUACAAUCGGUAGAACCUACCUAGGUACAGUUAAUAGCAAGCAAAAGUAGGUAAACAUCAUUUAUCAAUUUUAACCAAGUUUGACUUGAAAUAUAAUAUUGAAUUCUCGAUUGAGGUAAAUGCCCUUGGAUAUAUUAACUUGUAUCAGAAUUAUGAUUGAGUACCCACGAGAGGGUCUUGGUAGAUGGCAUGCUGUACCUACUUAGGUAGGUAGGUAGGCUACAUACAUACC
Hypoxylon trugodes is the source of this 1429-nucleotide messenger RNA. Its product is annotated as NAD(P)-binding protein. The transcript is spliced from 2 exons. Gene Ontology annotation, molecular function: oxidoreductase activity. Gene Ontology annotation, cellular component: membrane. Bases 347 to 1189 code for a protein of 280 amino acids. The record is from RefSeq and is a predicted model, not a curated record. Lineage: Eukaryota; Fungi; Ascomycota; Sordariomycetes; Xylariales; Hypoxylaceae.